This is a messenger RNA of Trichomonas vaginalis G3, 2268 nucleotides long. Its product is annotated as RNI-like family. Gene Ontology annotation, cellular component: plasma membrane; lamellipodium. The record is from RefSeq and is a predicted model, not a curated record. The transcript has a single exon. Gene Ontology annotation, biological process: regulation of Arp2/3 complex-mediated actin nucleation; cell migration. The coding region runs from base 1 to 2268 and encodes 755 amino acids. Lineage: Eukaryota; Parabasalia; Trichomonadida; Trichomonadidae.
AUGAUCAAUGAACAAGCUAAAAUUGAAAUUGGCGGCCUGCAUGAUCCUAUAUUGAGGAUGAUCUAUCUCAAUUAUACACCCGUAAUCGAAAAUAAUGACCCUAAAAAAUCAAAAGAGCAAUUAGUUCUAAUUUCCAACUACCAAUUGAUUCUAUUCAAGCCAAAGUUCAUGCGUAAGCUAUCUAUGCACGCCUCUUAUACAUAUAAUAAUCUUAAAGUCCUAGAAUUAAGAAAAGAUCAGAUUUAUUUUGAGUUCGAUAAAGAUAACUACCUGAUCACGCUUCCUUCUCCUUCCGCUAUCUUUGAAAACGUUUGCCAAUCAAUUAUCAACAUUUUAACAGAUGAUUCUUUGCCAAAAUUCAUUCCUGUGCAAAAAAUUAAGCGAAAGCCGAACUCCAUCUUUUCCAGAUACAAGUUCCUCUGUUUCUUAAAUGAGAAAAAGCCAGAUAAAAAAGUUUUAUCUUUUCUUAAUAAAACAAAGGCAAUGCAAUUUACUUUUGAAGAGAUUCGAGAAGAAGUGUCACGCGAUCUCGAUAUCUUCAUGGAAGCUUUGGAAAACCUUGAAUGCAAAAGAUUGGAAUUUCCAAGGUUUGAAACACCGCAAUGGGAUAAACUAGCCAAAUUACUGGCUCAAAACCAGUAUAUUAACCAGAUCGUAUUAAAUGGUCCGAUUUCGGCUUCAAUGGAAGAGGUUUACAAUGUUUUAGAGAAAACAAAGACAACAAACGUCGCGUGUCUCACUUUUCAAGAUUCUGAAGCUACUCCAGAGUUCUUUUCCCUUAUUACUAAAUUUAUGAAACUUCCACAAAUUACGACACUUUCUUUGAUCUCUUUUCUCAAAGAUUACGGGGAUGUUCCAGCUUUUACCGAUAUUGUAUACAAGAAUCGACCUUAUGAAUUCAUAGAUACCCUUGAAAUAAAAUAUAUGCCUCGAAUCAACUACAAAAUGAUACACCAAUGCUUCCCGCACCUUGACAAGAUAGAGUUCUCGAACUGCAAGAUAUCACUCGCUAAUUAUCUCGAUUAUAUUUCUACUUGGAACGAUAAAGGAGUUGCAAAUAUAAAAUUAGAAGGAAAUAACGCUGAUUUCCCUAUCCACGAAGCCCUUUCAUUACCACCAUGCAUAAUAGAUAUCGACGUGUCCGAUAUUUACUGGACUUCGAGAAAUUUAAUCACAUUUCUUAAAAUCAUCGCCAAAUACAGAAACUCGGCCAAAAAUUUUAAGGUUGGGCUAAACAAAAUCAAAAUGGAUACGAAAGGAUGGGUCCAAUUCAAUUCUGAAUUGAAAAAUAUUGAAGAACCUCAAAUUCGCCACAUUUUCUGGAAAGGAAACAUGAUAUCUCCUGAAAUAAUUGAGUUCUUCAACCGCUGCAGGCUCACUUUACUUACUUUUGGCGACAAUUUUGAUGAUGACGACGCAAGUGUCCUUUUAUUCAGAGAUUACUUGAUCAGACAGAAAUAUCUUCAGACACUGGUAUACCAAGAACAGGAAAGACCCUUCAAUCUUAAGUCAGAACUGAUAAAAGGUAUCAGAUACAACAGAUCCAUUAAUUAUUUGUCACUUUUGAAUACACAAUUUACACAUGAAGACAUACAGAUGCUUGGCCUUGCUUUGCUUGAGAAUUGCAACAUCGGACAACUUUCUAUUAACACUUUGCAGGAACAUUCGACCAAAACUAUCAAUAAGUUCUGGAAAAUAGUGGUAGGAAGAGGAACCCCACUUAAACUUGUUGGUUACGAUAUCAAAAAAUCAGAUGAUCCGGAAUUAUUUGAAUUAUCUAAGAGUGUGAAGGAUGGAAACCCAAAUAUCAUCCCUCCUGAUGAGAGUUUGAGGAUUUCCAAUGAUAGAAUUGAAGAAGUAAUCGCUUCUUUCCAUGAUUCAGAUGAGAAAUUGAAGAAAAUCCAUGGAUCCGACUCAGAUAUGUUGGAAUUCCCUGAUGAGAAGCCAAGCGAAUUUAAACCAGACGAUGCAAUCAAUUUUGAUGACGAUUUCGAUGAGAAAUCUAAAUCUGAACAAAAAGACACAACUUCACAGGAAUCGCAAGAUAAUUCGGAAGGAUCUGCCUCUCUUACACCUCAAACUUCCCAGGAAAUGCUCUUGUUGACGUACGAAGGCUCUCAAGAAUUUACUCUUGACGAAAAAGAGAGUUAUACACCUAAGUUUGAGACUAAGAUGCAGCACGUUCCUCUUCUGGACGUUGAUGCAACAAGAAAAAUGCUUGAAGAAAAAUUCAAUCUGAAGAACCUCAGAAGACACAUAAAGAAAUGA